Molecule: messenger RNA, 1782 nt
Organism: Penicillium hordei
Lineage: Eukaryota; Fungi; Ascomycota; Eurotiomycetes; Eurotiales; Aspergillaceae
Product: protoporphyrinogen/coproporphyrinogen oxidase
Exons: 5
Coding region: 100-1689 (529 amino acids)
Source: RefSeq, a predicted model, not a curated record
UCCCACUUCCCCUUCUUCUUUGGUUCCUCCGCUUCCUUGCCCUUUAUUAUCCCUCCAUUCCCCUCUUAAUAUUCUGCAGAUUCCUGCAGCUGUGCUUCUAUGCUGAACGUCGCCCGCAAGACAUUCAAACGAGUCCCCAGCUUUCAGGACCUCCUACAAGGCAGAAUGACCCACCCCGAUAUUUCUGUUGACGUUCUCGUCAUUGGUGCUGGCCCAACUGGUUUGGGUGCCGCCAAGCGUUUGAACCAGAUUAAUGGCCCCUCUUGGAUGAUUAUCGACUCAAACGAGACCCCCGGUGGUUUGGCUUCCACUGAUGUUACCCCCGAAGGUUUCCUGUACGAUGUCGGCGGUCACGUUAUCUUCUCCCACUACAAGUACUUCGACGACUGCAUUAACGAGGCCCUCCCCAAGGAGGAGGAUUGGUACACCCACGAGCGUAUCUCCUACGUUCGCUGCCAGGAGCAAUGGGUUCCCUACCCCUUCCAAAACAACAUCUCCAUGCUGCCCAAGGAGGAGCAGGUGAAGUGCAUUGACGGCAUGAUUGAUGCUGCUCUCGAGGCCCGUGUCUCCAACACCAAGCCCAAGGAUUUCGAUGAGUGGAUCGUCCGCAUGAUGGGUACUGGUAUUGCCGACCUCUUCAUGAGACCCUACAAUUACAAGGUCUGGGCCGUUCCCACCACCAAGAUGCAAUGCGCUUGGCUCGGUGAGCGUGUCGCUGCCCCCAACGUCAAGGCCGUGACCACCAACGUUAUCCUCAACAAGACCGCCGGUAACUGGGGUCCCAACGCUACCUUCCGUUUCCCCGCCCGCGAUGGUACUGGUGGUAUCUGGAUUGCUGUUGCCAACACUAUCCCCAAGGAGAACACCCGCUAUGGCCCCAACAACAAGGUUGAGAAGGUCAACGCCUACAACAAGACUGUCACCCUCGCCGAUGGUACCACCAUUGGUUACGGAAAGCUGGUCUCCACCAUGGCCGUCGACUACCUCGCCGAGGCUAUGAACGACACUGAGCUUAUGCCCCUCACCAAGCAGCUCUUCUACUCCUCCACCCACGUUAUCGGUGUUGGUAUCCGUGGCGCCCGUCCCGACCGCAUCGGCGACAAGUGCUGGCUGUACUUCCCCGAGGAUGACUGCCCAUUCUACCGUGCCACCAUCUUCUCCAACUACUCCCCCCACAACCAGCCCGAGGCCUCCAAGAAGCUGCCCACCCUUCAGCUCGCUGACGGCUCCAAGCCUAAGAGCACCGAGGCUCAGGACGGUCCCUACUGGUCCGUCAUGUUGGAGGUUUCCGAAUCUUCUAUGAAACCCGUCAACAACGAGACCCUCCUUGCCGAGUCCAUCCAGGGUCUUGUCAACACCGAGAUGCUCCAGCCCGGUGAUGAGAUUGUCUCCACCUACCACCGGCGCUUCGACCACGGUUACCCCACCCCCAGCCUGGAGCGUGAGGGUGCCCUCACCCAGAUUCUCCCCAAGCUCCAGGAGAAGGGUAUCUGGUCCCGUGGCCGCUUCGGUAGCUGGCGCUACGAGGUCGGCAACCAGGACCACUCCUUCAUGCUUGGUGUCGAAGCUGUUGACAACAUUAUCAACGGUGCCGUUGAGUUGACCCUCAACUACCCUGACUUCGUCAACGGUCGCCAGAACACCGAGCGUCGCUUGGUCGACGGUGCCCAGGCUUUCGCCAAGAAGUAGUAGAUAAUUCCCCUUUAUUUCUUUUUAACUUAUCCCACCAUUCUUGUCAGAAGUGAAAGGUUCUUUUUUUUUUUCCUCCAUUUUUUUGAUACA